UUCAUUGCUGGGAAGGUGUUCAGGAACCAUACCAUUGCGGAUUAUUCCCAGCUGCAGCUCAACUGGAACGCCUUUGCGAAGGAGCCGUUGCCAGACAGGAAUUUCACCUUCUGGGAAUGGUUCUAUGGAAUCCUCAAGCUCACGAGGGAGCAUUUGAAGAAUUUGUGGAACGACGGGUGA
Molecule: messenger RNA, 180 nt
Organism: Notodromas monacha
Lineage: Eukaryota; Metazoa; Arthropoda; Ostracoda; Podocopida; Cyprididae
Source: the annotation of a GenBank genome assembly